AUGUCUGAAGAGGCUGCACAUAUGAUGCUGGUAUAUGAUGAUCCCUCGGAUCAAAGAUCCUUAUCUUUGGAUGAUACAAGCAGUGCCGAGGAAUCACCAGAUGAAACAAGACUGUCCUUAGAAACAACAAACGAUGCCAUUCCAUAUAUUGGGCAAAGAUUUGCAACUCAUGAUGCUGCUUAUGAGUUCUACAGUGAGUUUGCAAAAAGGUGUGGAUUUUCGAUUCGGCGCCAUCGUACAGAAGGUAAAGAUGGUAUUGGAAAAGGUCUCACGAGGCGUUACUUUGUCUGCCACAGAGCUGGUAAUACUCCUGUUAAAACCUCAAAUGAAAACAAGCCCCAAAGGAACAGAAAAUCUUCACGGUGUGGAUGUCAAGCAUAUAUGCGUAUAACCAAGUCAACUGAAUUAGGAGUACCUGAAUGGCGGGUUACGGGGUUUGCAAACCACCAUAAUCACGAACUCCUAGAACCAAAUCAAGUGCGCUUUCUUCCUGCAUAUCGUACCAUAUCAGAAUCUGACAAGAACCGUAUCCUCUUGUUUGCCAAGACUGGAAUUUCAGUGCAACAGAUGAUGCGGCUACUGGAACUUGAGAAGUGUGUAGAGCCUGGAUAUUUGCCGUUCACAGAGAAAGAUGUCCGAAAUUUGCUUCAAUCUUUUAGGAAAGUUGAUCUAGAGGACGAGAGCAUAGAUUUACUAAGGAUGUGCAGAAACAUUAAAGAUAAAGAUCCCAAUUUUAAAUUUGAGUUUACUCUUGAUUCCAACAGCAGAUUGGAGAAUAUAUCUUGGUCAUAUGCCUCAUCUGUCCAGUCAUAUGAGAUUUUUGGCGAUUCUGUGGUGUUUGAUACUACACAUCGGUUGACAGCUUUUGACAUGCCUCUUGGAAUAUGGGUUGGAAUAAACAAUUAUGGUAUGCCGUGCUUUUUCGGUUGCGUGCUCCUACGAGAGGAAAACCUGAGGUCAUUCUCAUGGGCUUUGAAGGCUUUCUUGGGAUUUAUGAAUGGGAAAGCUCCGCAAACAAUAUUAACAGACCAAAAUAUGUGUCUGAAAGAAGCAAUAGGAAUGGAGCUGCCAACUACCAGACAUGCUCUUUGCAUAUGGCUUAUAGUGGCAAAAUUUCCUUCGUGGUUUAAUGCUGUUCUGGGAGAACGGUACAAUGAGUGGAAGGCUGAGUUUUAUCGACUGUACAAUCUAGAAGCAAUUGACGAUUUUGAAUUGGGCUGGAGAGAGAUGGUGAAUUCUUUUGGUUUGCAUUCGAACAGGCAUAUAGCUAGUCUGUAUGCAUUAAGAUCGUUUUGGGCAUUGCCAUACUUGAGAAGCCAUUUUUUUGCAGGAAUGACCACACCUGGCCUCUCAAAGUCAAUUAAUGCUUUUAUUCAACGAUUUUUGAGUUCACAAACCCGUCUCACACAUUUCUUGGAACAAGUAGCUGUUGCUGUGGAUUUUAAGGAUCAAGCUGGAGAACAACAAACAAUGCAGCAGAAUCUCCAAAACAUUUCCCUGAAAACAGGGGCUCCCAUGGAGUCCCAUGCAGCUGCUGUUCUCACACCUUAUGCAUUCUCGAAGCUCCAAGAGCAACUCGUUAUGGCCGCUCACUACGCAUCAUUUCAGAUCGAAGAUGGUUUCCUCGUCAGACACCACACAAAACUCGAGGGAGGUCGAAAAGUUUAUUGGGUCCCACGUGAAGGCAUCAUUAGUUGCAGUUGCCACCAGUUUGAGUUCUCUGGAAUCCUCUGUAGGCAUGCUCUUCGAGUUCUCUCAACUGGUAAUUGCUUCCAAAUCCCAGAAAGGUAUUUGCCCCUGCGUUGGCGAAGAAUCAGCAUGUUGUCCACAAAACUAAAUCAGAUGGCUCCAAAUGACCAUACGGAAAGGAUUCAACUAUUUCAGAGUAUGGUAUCGACUCUUGUAACAGAAUCUGCAAAGUCGAAAGAACGCCUAGAUAUGGCAACUGAGCAAGUUUCCAUCCUUCUAUCUCAGAUAAGGGAACAACCGGUUUCUUCACUCGGGUUGAGAGAAAUUUCCUCCCUACACAGGAAUCUUACAUAA
Messenger RNA from Fraxinus pennsylvanica, 2043 nucleotides. NCBI's taxonomy places the organism in Eukaryota, Viridiplantae, Streptophyta, Magnoliopsida, Lamiales, Oleaceae. The record is from the annotation of a GenBank genome assembly.